Anopheles merus is the source of this 2193-nucleotide messenger RNA. It is a transcript of the gene Fgop2, whose product is annotated as FGFR1 oncogene partner 2 homolog. NCBI's taxonomy places the organism in Eukaryota, Metazoa, Arthropoda, Insecta, Diptera, Culicidae. The transcript is spliced from 2 exons. The coding region runs from base 723 to 1706 and encodes 327 amino acids. The record is from RefSeq and is a predicted model, not a curated record.
CUUCGGGUUGUCAGAAACGGGGAGCAGAAAAAAAGAGAGAAAGAAAGAACAAUUUCUACACCGUCGACGGCAGACACUUGCACUGGUUGUGUGCUUACGAGCGAGAAAAAGGGGGCGGAAAAAGUGGAACCUGCAGCAUUGCGAAUUGUUUCCUCAUCAAUAAUGGCCCAGCUGGGUUAGUGUGUGUGUGCGUGUGUGUUUUGCAACAAACAGGGACACCCGUACGGGAAAGUUUUUUUCUUCCAACAGUGAAGUCACUGGGAGGACGGACUACGACGACGACGACGACGACGACAAUUCCCUCUUUCACUCUAUUGUUUUGUCGUUUACCAGUGUGCGUGUGUGUGUGUUUGGAGCCGUAACCCUCCGUUGCGUAUUUCACAUCGGGGUGGUACCAUUGUGCGUGCGUGUGUGUAUUCAGCUGUGAAACAUAGCACCCCAGCCGCAUACGACGUAACUUUACAACGGUUCCCCCUUACCCUUCUGUGGCCCCGCACAUUGAGCAAGGGGGUGCAAGAAGUAUGUGAUUGUUAUUGUUCCCCUUGGCUGGCAGAGGUUUUCAGUAGCUGACGAAGCAGCGGAAAUUGAAGUGGCGAAACCAACACGGCGCUGUUUCGAUAGUGUGCGGCUAAUCUCAUCGAUCGAUUUCGACCGGGAAGAGAGAGAUAAAGUUCUAUCACGCACUUGAAGGUAAAAGCUAUCCUAAGAAAACACACGUUACGAUGUCGGUUACGUUUGAGCAAAUCAUACUGGAUGCCAAGCGCAUCGCCAACCGGCUGAAGGAUCGGGAAGCGCUCGGCGAUGCGUUGCUGCUCGAGUCGGAAUCGGUCAACAAGCACAUCGAGUCGAUGCGCCAGUUCCAGGACGAUAUCGACAUACUGAACAAGCUGGCGCGCGACCGCUCCAACAACCAGCUGAUCACGAUCAUCCACCAGGAGAACCCGCAGAUCCGCGAGAUCCAGCAGGAGAACCGGCUGCUGAAGGCGGCCCUCGAGGACCACCAACACGCGCUCGAGCACAUCAUGUCGAAGUACCGCGAGCACACGCAGGCCAAGAUACUCAACACGAAGGUCAACUUUGUGGAGGCGUUCACGCGCCACCACCGGUCGGCCGACAUCGAGCGGCGCGACGAGCUGAUCCGGCAGCAGACGGCCAAGAUACAGGAGAUGGCCGCCGUCAUGCAGCGCGUCUCGCAGAUGGACGAGGAGAAGGUGAACCAGGAGCAGGAGGUGCUGAGCAAGCUGGUGACGGAGAACAAGGGCCUGCGGGAGCUGCUGGAGAUCUCGCGCAAGUACGGUUCCGGCGGGCAGAAGAUGCUGGUAGACGACAAGUCGACCCAAACGGACAGCUACCUGCUGGACGGGUUGAUCGAGGCGGCCGUAACGGCACGGGCAAACCUCGCGAAACAGACCGCCGUUGCUGCUGCCACGUCGACAUCCUUAGCGUCUCCACAGCCUUCAGCCGUCGUGGCUCCAGCUUCGCCGGGGGCUUCAGCGACGGUGAGCGCCGAUACAGCCGGCACCACAACCCCGAAAGCAACCAAGACGACCAAUGACGACGCGGCCCGCUCACCCAACAGCAGUAACAACGCUCCAGCGGACAGUAACGGCCUUCCUCCUCCAGCAAGCUCCUCGCCGCCGGCACCGACCUCCUCGCUAACACCGACCGCCAGCACGACAGCGCCGGCCACGCCAUCGACUUCGUGACGCGAUUCGGGCGAAUGCCAGGUAUCGGUUCUGUUCUGUUGCCAAUCGGCCCUGCUGUAGGAAGGAGGUGGUGGGGAUGGGAGGGCAAAAUGCCGUUGCGGUUUAAUGCGAUUGAAUGCGUAACGAAUCGACGGCACAGACACAUCCACGCGUAGGUAAUACUGUUUUUUUUUCGAACAAAAUUAACAAAAAAGAAAAUCGGCCCGAGCUUGCCGGGACCAUAUCAAGGGUCACGGGUCACGCAGACGUUGAAAAAGAAAGGCAUUUGCACAAUCCACCCACCCUCUCAUCCACUAAUUGCACUUUGCAUUUUUUGUUCUGUUGUUUUGUUAGAAUUUGUUUCCCUUCCUUCUUUAUGUAAGCGCCCUUUUGUGGUGCAGCAAGCGAAUGGAAGGAAAAGCAUAGAGCCUAAAAUCGUUACACAACCAUCGAGAAAUAAUCAUCGGACAAUUCGGUUAUAGCAUAAAUUUACAACAAAAUCGUGGCU